Molecule: messenger RNA, 1486 nt
Organism: Rhopalosiphum maidis (corn leaf aphid)
Lineage: Eukaryota; Metazoa; Arthropoda; Insecta; Hemiptera; Aphididae
Exons: 9
Coding region: 426-1367 (313 amino acids)
Source: RefSeq, a predicted model, not a curated record
AAAGGAUGUGGUGUCCUGCCACAGCCACAGCCACAGCCGCCGCCUCCCGCUGCCACCGUCACUAACGCUACCGCUAACGUCGCGUCACCGCCACCGCCACCGCAGCUGCCGCCGUUUUUCUAUUGUUAUCAAUCGACGACAACGCACCGACCGCGGCGCACCGGUAUAGGUGCAGUGGUGGUGGUCGUCGUCCGUCGUCGCCGGCCGCGCGUUCAUAAAGCGCGACCACGCUGCCACCGCCGCACACGCGUCGUGUUGGCCACGAGAAACGUGUCGACACCGCUGCCGCUGCCGCCGCCGCCGUCGUCAUCCGAUGUCCGAUUUCGACGCGUCGCACAUACGAUCACACAGAGAAUCAGUUCAACUUGGAAUAAUGUUUAGCCACAGUAUAUUUUAAAGAAAACAAAUUGUUUUUUCGCUGUACUAUGGCCAUUCUCCAAUCUUGUUGUUGUUUUCAGUCUCUUAGAACGGGAUGUUAUGCCAGCGUCAUUUAUGCAAUGGCUUAUUUUAGUUUAAACACUAGCAUAUUAGGAUCAUUUAUACAUCUUGAAAGACCAUAUUGGACUGGGAAUGGAACCGCUCCACAGAGCAAAAGUUUCCUAGAACCGGAAAAAAUUUCUGAAACUACAGUGGUUUUUCAUAUGGUAGUGUUGGUGUGUGCAGGAUGCGGUAUACUGACCAGCAUCGUGUUGUUGAUAGGAAUUUAUUUUGAUCUCAGAGUUUUAUUCGUACCUUGGAUAUUUGCAAUGAUCUUAGCAACUACUGUUGACGUCGCACACUCAAUAUAUUUAUAUGGACUUGAUACGGUUGAAUUCAAUCCGCCGACAGCAAUUUUGUAUACUAUCGAUUUUUUUCUACUAAUUUUAAACCUGUACGCGGUACUCUGUGUGAUAUCUCAAUAUCAAGAACUAAUGGCGGGCAGAGGUACUGCGCGUUUUGAACAAACCUUGAAGGUAUCGCCAGUGAGGUAUACAUGCCAGCCAACAGGCACCAGUUGCUUGAGUUCGAGGCGACCUGCUACACUACCAGCGUCACCAACGCAGAGUCCCACGAAGACCACAGUAACUGCAACAGCGAGCUCGGUGGUGAUGACUGUAGGUGGCGGAACGUCCUCAGGUUCGCGCAGGGGUUCCAGGAAACAUGUCCAGUUCCCGGAUUUCGAUGCUCCGAAUCUAAAAUCCACGGACCUGUUGCAUGCAAACUGGAAGCAAGGAUCGUCGCCGCCACCCGAACAGGGCACCGUGACACCCACAGAAUUAUCGAGUCAACAACUGCUGAUUGCUGACAACAGGCCAAGCCAUUUACAAGCCGAUCUGCUGCAAAUAUCCACGCAAGAUUGUCCAAAAAAGUUUACAGCAGAUCUUUAGACUUGAUUCAAAAGUACAUUUUUACGCGGUGUUUCGCAUCCAAUAUAGCCUUAUUAUAAAAUUUAAUAUAUAAUAUUAUACAUUAUGUAAUAUUUUCUUUUAUAAUAUAAAACUUUUAU